Molecule: messenger RNA, 2478 nt
Organism: Odontomachus brunneus
Lineage: Eukaryota; Metazoa; Arthropoda; Insecta; Hymenoptera; Formicidae
Product: probable elongation factor 1-delta
Exons: 10
Coding region: 329-1627 (432 amino acids)
Biological process (GO): protection from non-homologous end joining at telomere; interstrand cross-link repair; double-strand break repair via nonhomologous end joining
Cellular component (GO): cytosol; eukaryotic translation elongation factor 1 complex
Molecular function (GO): guanyl-nucleotide exchange factor activity; translation elongation factor activity; damaged DNA binding
Source: RefSeq, a predicted model, not a curated record
CUACGAUUUUGUACAGAAGGUUGCAUCGAUUCGAUCAUUCACUAACCAGUCAUCGACAGUCACGUAUAAAUCUUGGUAUGUCUAAGAAUAUAAUAGUAAUAGUAAUUUAAUUUGAUCUGAAUUUCCAUUGUGCGACAUACGUCGAUUAGUAACAAGUAAAGAAAUAAAUUCAUGAUUCCUGUGAUUGGCCCAAGUCACUGAUUUCACGAUAUAAACAUAUAAACAUUUAAGUUACGAGGAAUAUUAUUGGAGUCUCAGUGGCUGUAUAUGUACGACAUCCAGCCUGAAAUUCAUAUCGUUUUUGCUUCAUAAAUAAAGUAACAAAAAAAUGGCGACUGCUACAGUGGUAACUGUUGCGCUGGCUCAAGAAAAGAUAUGGCUUGACAAGCCAUCCUACGACAAAGCGGAACGACAAUAUUUUGAGAAAAUGGCCAAGCUUGGAACAUGUUUUAAGGUGGUGUCUCGUAAGGUUUCGGGAGGCUGCACGCUUAAAUGUGACAAUUCUAUAACCGAUAAGUGCCAAGAUUUAAUAAAUACUAACACUCUGAAGUCUAAAGCCGAGAAAUCUAAGGAUAACAAAUCGCUAGCUUUUGAAAACGAAUCGAAUGAAAAUGCGAAACGUUCUAAGUACCAAUCUAGAAACACGAAAACUAAUAAAGAAGCCGUGGAUGUAUGCAACAUGCAAAAUAAGCAGAAUAUAAUGACGAGUGAGAAAUUUGAUAACGCGAAAGAGAAGGAGAGUGUUUCUCUGAACGGAAAGUCCAAGAAAUAUAACGCAAAAGAGGCUAAGGAAAAAAAAAACAAAGAAGAUACGAGAAACAAAAGCAAAGGAAGCGGAGGAAAUGAUAUUGACGGAAAUAAAGAAACUUCAAUGCCAUUUGCGAGGAAUAAAGAACAAUUGCCCGAGCAGGGAACUCAACCGUCCAAUUGUGCAAUCUUACCUGUUGUUGGAAGUUUGGCCAGCGAGGUCGCCAAGGCUCGACAGCAUAUUAAACAGUCUUUACAGUGUAUGGACGAUGUUAUGGCCUUGACUGACAUGUCACAUCAAGACGUUACACCACGUAUAGCAAAUCUUGAAAAACGUAAUAAAGAUCUACAAGGUGUUGUACAAGAUCUCGAGGCUGUACUGGAUAAAUUGGAGAAACGCGUGACAAGUCUCGAACAGCGCAUCCCUUACAUAGCGAUUUGUCCUGCGAAACCCGAGAGUGUCGAAGAACAAAUGCCAGAAAAGGAUGAAGAUGACGAAGAUGUUGAUUUGUUUGGUUCAGAUUCAGAGGGAGAUGAUGCAGAGGCCGCUAAGAUUAGGGAAGAACGACUCGCUGCGUAUACUGCUAAGAAAUCCAAAAAACCAGCUUUAAUAGCUAAAUCGAACAUUAUCCUAGACGUGAAACCAUGGGACGACGAGACGGACAUGAAAGAAAUGGAAAGCGAAGUGCGAAAAAUCGAAACCGACGGUUUGCUUUGGGGUGCAUCUAAACUGGUGCCACUCGCUUUCGGAAUUCACAAGCUGCAGAUUUCGUGUGUCGUAGAAGAUGACAAAGUAUCGGUCGAUUGGUUAAUAGAGAAAAUACAAGAAAUCGAAAAUUACGUGCAAAGCGUCGAUAUCGCAGCUUUUAACAAAGUGUAAACAAACGAAGUGAGCUGUAUCAUAGAAAACGCACGUGGCAACGUAGUCAAAAAUAAUAUAAUUCGUGUGCCAUUUUGCAUUCCAUUAGCUAAUAUCUGUAAUCGUAAAUAAUGUGUGCAUCUUAUCCCUAUUCAGAAUCGAAAAGUAAAAAUACUUAAUAUUCAACACAACAAACUUGAAUGUAAACUAAAGAAGUUUUAUUGUAAAUUUUUAUGGCAUUAAGGUUCCUGAUCUCUUGUUUAUAAUAAUAUCUGAACUCUUAUUUAAUAAUAUCAGAAAUCUUGUUUAAUAAUCACAAGUGAGAAAAACACCAAAAUUCCAAAUGACCAAAAUUCUUAAGUACUAUUUUUUAAUAAAAAGCUAUUUGUAUGAAACACUUCAGAUUGCUUGAACAUUCUUAUAUUCCGAAAACUAUCCUUUUCCCUUGAUGGUCAACAAAUAACUAGAGAAUAACAAAUAGAAUGAGAACUGUAGAACGCGAUAUGCAAUCUCUUCUUUUAAUUUACAUUUUCUUAUAACUUUGUCACGUUAAUUUUACAACCAUUUAUUAAUUGUUAAAGAGAGAAAAAUAGUUUUUGAACUAUUUUACAAAUAUGUUCAAGAGAUCUAAAGUGUUUUUUUUUUUUAAUUUUUUAAAUAUCUUUAUAUUUGAAAACGUAAGAAUUUUUUUAGCGUAUCAUUUUAUACCUCUAAUGUCACGAUCCAACAUAAUCGCGAUUAGUACUCUGGAACCUUAAGUACCAUGAUUUAAGUUUUUAUUUAAAGUAAUUUAAAUCUUACUUUUUCUCUAAAUUAUACAUUCUUUAUCAGAUUUUAUAGCGGAUAGAUAAAAAUAAAACUCAAAAUUUUAA